UAUGAUGUGGUUGAUGAUAAUGGUUGAUUUAAUUGUUGAGAAAAUAGGUUUGCACAUAAAUUGUUGCCAUUAAUUUUUUUAAUUUUCUGAGUUUUCUUAUCAAUCAAAUCAACGUGAUCAUAAUUGUUAAGUUUGUGUGUUGUUAAUUAAACUAUGGUCUCUGAUUACAAUAGAUCUCAUUUAUCAUCAAUUAGUGUCUCAUCAUCAACUCAAAUUGAAUUAAUUAACUUGAAUCAGUUUAACUCACCAUUAAUCAACAAUAAUCCAUUAAGUGAUUUAGACAACAAUAAUAAUCAAAUUAAAUCAAAUUUAAGCGAAAAUGUUAAUUAUUGGUCAAGAAGAAGAGGCAAAAAAAUGAUUAACCAAAGAUUAAGUUUGUCAACAGUUGAGACAACAACAAAUGAAUCCACUGAAUCAACUAAUUGUCCAGUUGAUUUACGUCAACAAUUAACUGGUGAGUUGAAUUAUUUUUUCAAAAAUCCAAUGGACAAAUGGAGGAUAACCAAGGCUUUCCCUUGGAAAUUGUUUCUACAAUUUGUUAAAUUAAUUGUUGUCACAAUUCAUAUAACCUCAAUUGGCUUUGAAAUGUCAUCAUUUAUAACCAAGGAAAAGGUGAUGGAGGCCACUUUAAGGUCACUUAUUUUCCAAGAUUGGGAAUCGAACCAAGAGUUGAACGUUUAUCCACCGGGUCGAGGUCCUUAUGCCGUUUACACGAAGGCCAAUUUUUUCGGUAACCUUGAUUUCGCAAUUAAAUCAAUUGCUACUCUUCAAGAGGAGGGAAUCAAUUUGUUUGCUUAUGAUUCAUUGGCUCGAGAUCAAGUAUCGCCGAUGACCCUUGUCAUCCGGGAAUUGUCCACUUCCGUUUUGAAUCCGUUUGACUUUGAUUAUCAUAUUAACCCGAUUGAGGUUGAACGUCGGGUUCCCAUUGAAAGUGACCUGCCCGCCGGUGACAUUGGUUGGGAUUCUUUUAACAUUCAAACUUAUCUUUCAGAGAGAAAUGAAACAAUUGAUUUUAAUUCAGUUAACGAGAUUAAAUUAACCACAAACCUGAGGACAAUUUUUUUCCACUCGCUUACUUCCUAUUACUAUUCACCCGCUUGUUAUAAGGUCAAAGUUAUCAUUACCUACGAUAAUUGUGCCCACUCUGGACAGAUUAAAGUGUCACUGGACACUUAUUGUUUCCGUCAACAGUGUUACGGGAAUUUGGCCUCAUCCUCGUCACCGGCAAUCAUCAAUACCUAUUCUCUGGUCACUUGGACAGUUUUCAUCAUCUCAAGUAUUUCAUUGUAUCUUUGCUGCCGUUCACUAAAAAUGGCCUGGGUUCUUUGGUCGAAAGUCUCCAAAGUGGCCAAAGAUUAUUAUCAAGUCCAAUUAACAAUCGACGAGGAUAGAAAAUUUUUCGAUACUGGUUUAUUGAUUAUUCUCAUUAAUGAUUUAAUCUUUUUUCUUGUCUCGUUCAUCAAAUUAACUAAUAUCGUCGAUCUAAAUGAAGAUAUUGGCCUGGCCAAUCGAUACUCUCUUCUCUAUGGCCUUGGAAUAUUAUUAACCUGGUGCAAUCUCCUUCGUUAUUUGAACCUUUUCGAAAGGUUCAAUGUUGUCACUCGAACCAUAGCAAAAGCGGGUCGAGAUAUUUUCAAAUUUACUUUAGUCGCUUUGAUUAUAUUUACUGGCUAUUGUCUAUCAGGUUGGAUAGUUUUAGGUCCAUAUCAUUUGAAAUUUGCGACACUUAGCAAAACGGUCGAGUGUCUUUUCUCAUUGAUCAAUGCGGACGAUAUGUUUGCGACCUUUGAAUCAACUCGGUACGAUGAAAGUACCAAUGGUUUGGUUAUAUGGUGGUUCAGUCGUCUCUACAUCUAUUCAUUUGUUUCAUUGUUCAUUUAUUUCAUAAUCAAUUUGUUCAUAACAAUUAUAAUUGAAGCUCGUGAUAGUGUUCAAAAUGCUCGUUGCGAUUAUCAAAAGGAUAAAAAUUCAUUUUUAAAGAAAUUCAUGAAUCCUCAACAAGAUAUUAACUUGGCGACUGAGACAAAAUAAUAAACUAUUCAACAAUCAACUGAUUGUUAUGGUGUCUUCAUUGACAAUUGAUGACACAAUUAACUUUUUAACUUAUUACAAAGUAGAUUUUAAAUUGUUUCUGUAUAAACAGUAAUUAGUGAAUAAAAUAUUUUUCUGUAUAAAAA
Molecule: messenger RNA, 2177 nt
Organism: Panonychus citri (citrus red mite)
Lineage: Eukaryota; Metazoa; Arthropoda; Arachnida; Trombidiformes; Tetranychidae
Product: mucolipin-3-like
Exons: 3
Coding region: 154-2031 (625 amino acids)
Cellular component (GO): plasma membrane; lysosomal membrane
Molecular function (GO): NAADP-sensitive calcium-release channel activity
Source: RefSeq, a predicted model, not a curated record